Messenger RNA from Durusdinium trenchii, 2810 nucleotides. NCBI's taxonomy places the organism in Eukaryota, Dinophyceae, Suessiales, Symbiodiniaceae. The record is from the annotation of a GenBank genome assembly.
UAAUGUCUGACCCCAAUUGUGGGACUGUCACAGCUUUGCCUCAUGGGCCUAGCUUCAGAUGAGCUCCGACUGGCAGAAGCUCGCGGACUUGUGGUACCGCAAGCCAGAGGUCUAUCCAGCUCAAUGGACAGAUGAUCCGGAGCGAUUGCAUUUGUGUGUGGCAGCUGGCGCCCCUUACGGUGGGCCUGUGGCAACCGUGAGGAAUGAGCAUGUAUUCCAGCCGGUCAAGGGAAGUUUGCAGACUCAUCUUCAAACCUGGACUGCAGCUGGCCGUUUGAUUCAAUCGGCCCCAUGGGUGCACACUGGCUUAGUGACGAUGGGAUGGAGUGCACAAGAGACCUUGGUUUGUGUCUUUGAAUCUGGGUUAAUCAGAACGUUCUCCGUGAUGUGUGAGCCCCUGCAUGUAUUUACGAUCGACGAGCGCAUCAAGUCCGAAGGUGGUGCCACUAUGGCAUCAUUGUGGCCUACCGGAGUUGCUGUGCUGACCAGAAAGUUCAGUCUGUUUGUGAAUACCUCUCUCACUCGCUCAGAGGAUGCCUGCCAUCGCUUUGCAGACAUCAGGGUUCCCAGUGCUCCUCUCUGCAUUUGCGCCUUGCCACCACCUUCAGAGGAGUCUGCAGAUGUGCAGGUGAUUGUUGGAACAGCCGAAGGGCCGGUUCUCAUGGUUGACAGGCACAGCUCCAGAGAUAUUGGCCUGACAGACGGUCCCUUCAUGGCCUUCUCUUUGUCGAGCAGUGGCCGCCUACUGGCAUGCUUGAGCACCAAAGGCGUGUUCAAGGUUGUAGCUGUCAGUGACGAGCUGAAAGUCCUCGACGUUGCAAAUAUUGAACGCAUCAAGAAGCCAAAGCAAAUGGUAUGGUGCGGAGACGAUUGCAUUGCCUUGUACUUGAUUGCCCCUUCAGACCACAACAGUUUGCAGCACAUUCUAUUUGUGGGUGGCCCUCAGAACGACUGGAUUCCCUAUCAAUAUGAUGCACCCUUGCAUUUGGUUUCUGAAUGUGAUGGUUGCAGAGUGAUGGGAACACACAAGAUUGAAUUCGUUCAAAGAGUGCCACACAGUGUGGAAGCUAUCUUCAGCAUCGGCAGCUAUGAUCCUCCGGCCUUGCUCCUCUAUGCCCUAGAGCAGUACGAGAAAGGAGACGUUUGUGCACAGGAGUCCUUGCGACCCAUCAAAGACCAAUUGGCAGAGGCUGUCUCCACUUGCUUGGAUGCUGCUUUGUGUGAGGAGGCGUCUGCCUUCAAGAACCUUUUGAAAGCUGCAAGCUUUGGGCGACACUUCUUGACGGAGAGUCCAGGGUGUCCCGAUCGGCAUCGUGAGGCCUGUCGAAGUCUUCGGAUUUGCAGGGAGCUACGCAAGGCGCCCAUUGAGAUCCCUAUUACCCCUGCGCAGCUGGAGAAGCUUGGUAUAGCAGGCUUGAGCCUGAGGCUGGCACAGCGCCACUUCCACUUGCUUGCUAUGCGGAUCUGUGAGUGGGUGGGGCAUUCUCAAGAAAAGGUGCUUUUUCACUGGGCAUGCGAGAAGAUACGCCAUGCAAGAGGCUCACCACAGACAGACGAACAGCUAUGUCAUACAAUUCUGGACAAGUUUCAGCGCUGCCCUGGCAUUGGCUUCGCAGAAGUGGCACGUGUGGCAGCUGAGAUGUACCGACCACAUUUGGCAACCUUGCUGUUGAACCAUGAGCCACGAAGCCACGCACAAGUGGAAGUCUUGGUGCAGCUGAGCAGAGAAGGAGACGAAAAGGACAGAGAUAUCAUGCUGCGCUUGGCUUUGGAUAAAGCUGCACGGAGCUGGGAUCCCGAUCUCAUGAACUCUGCACUUUCUGCUGCCUGCUUCGGGGAUCCGUGUGAACGAAGGUCUGACAUUCAGAGCUGUGCCAAACUAAUCAAGGAACGACUUUAUGAACUUCAAGUGGUGGGUGAUAUGGUAACCAGACAGCUGAUGCGGGAGCAGUUUGAUCGAGCACGAAUGUUCAAUGAUCUUCUGGACAGAAAGCGCCAAGCAGCCUUUGCAGCCCUGCACAGGGUCUUCCGACAAACGAGCUAUGAUGAGCGGACCAAGUUGCUGAGGUUUUCGAAAGAUCUAUUUGGAAUGAAUGACCCAAUAGCAACGGAUGCCGAAAAGUCCUCCAUGCAAUUUAUGGCCCAAUCCUGCGCAGAGGAAAUGGAGCUCUUAGCAGAGCAACUCUCUUUAGAGGAAAAGGCAACUGCAAAGAGCUGGGGCCGUGGCCGGACACAGCGGUUUUUGGGUUUGCCUCUCGUGACCACCUUGGUGAAGCUUUUGGAGUUAGGAGAGGUCCGCGAAGCAGACGAAUUGAGAAAAACCAUGAAGGUCUCGGACAAGCGCUACUGGCGCAUCAAGAUUCGCGGCUUGGCGAAUGCCGGAAACUUUGAGGAGCUCAAUGCCUUUGCUAUAGUCAACUCCCCCAUCGGUUACGAGCCGUUUGUAGAAACUUUUUUGAAACAUGGGAGGCAAGACUUUGCCCUGGCCUUGGUGCCAAAGGUAAAAAGUGGUGAGCAGCAAGCACAAUACUACCAACAGAUGGGUCUGCAUGACCAAGCCCAGCGAGCCCGACAAGGACAAGAGCGCUCAGGCGCAGGUCGUUUGUUGAACAUCUUAGGCGUGGGCCGGUGACACACAUUUGAGGAUGUGCAAAAAAGCCGACUGGAAGAUCCACUAAGCCUUCAUACAUACCAUGUGUUUUGUCCCUGCAAAACGCAGGGGUGCACAGGGCUGGCUUAGAAAACAGAGCAGUAGCGAGCUCAACAUGCAUGCGUGGCACUUCUCACCAAGCAACUCGAGUGGUCAAUCC